Messenger RNA from Jaculus jaculus (lesser Egyptian jerboa), 1994 nucleotides. RefSeq names its product aspartate beta-hydroxylase domain containing 1 (gene Asphd1). The coding region runs from base 782 to 1843 and encodes 353 amino acids. The transcript has 4 exons. Lineage: Eukaryota; Metazoa; Chordata; Mammalia; Rodentia; Dipodidae. The record is from RefSeq and is a predicted model, not a curated record.
AGGAAAUACUGAUGGAGGAAGGGGGAUCUUGAGCCAGGGCGGCUGGAGGCUGGCACCGUGCCCCUGUGCCCCACGUGGCGCCAGGUCAGGGCUGGGAAGGGAGUAGGGAGGCACGUCGAGAGAGGAGUCUCCCCUCCUCCCAGGGCUGAGCGGCGGCUCCCCCGGGCGGGGGCGGGGUCGUGGGUAGCUAAGUGGAGAGGGCUGCGGGAAGCAGUGACGUCAGGGCGAGUGGGAGUCCAGGAAGGAGUGUGCGGAGCCAGGGAAGGAGAGGGCGGCAGGACCGGCGGGUCCGGGCCAGUGAGAAGCAAGGGCAAGGAGAGGAGGGAGAAAGGAGAAAGAAGCCGCUACGGAGGAACAUAGGUGGAGGGGUCUUGGGGCUGAGGGUCCAGGUGGGGAAGGAACUGCGGCUUCCUGGAGAAGCUAGAAGAGAAAAGAGAAGGGAAGAGCACGGGAAAGAAGGGGCGGGGGUGGGGUGGAAGGAGGAGACACGAAAGAAGAGUGGGAGAUAGAGGGUGGAGAGAAGAGAGGCACAAGGAGAGGAGACUGCGGGAAGGAGAAGGAAAAGAGAGGGGCCAUUGAGGGAAGUAUGGGAGGAAGGCGAGAAUUAUCUCGGAGAGAAGACAGUCAAUGGAGAAAGAAUUGGUAGAAGGAAAAAAGAGAGGUAGAGGAGAGGAAGGGAAAGGUCAGUUGGAGGUCCUAAGGAGGGAGGAGAGAUCUUAGAAGGAAAGAAGGGUCAAACAGGUGUAGGAACUUGGAAGGGGGCGGAAGUCAGGAAGCAGUCAUGGAGGGGAUAGGCGGAGAGUUGGUGGGACAGGGGAGCUGGGGUCUGGAAGAUGCACCAGGCCUCCUGGCCAGGGCAUCCUUGCCUAUUCUGUUCCCGUGGCCGCUGCCCCUGGCCUCCUCCGCGCUAACCUUGCUCCUUGGAGCCCUCACCUCUCUGUUUCUCUGGUACUGCUACCGCCUGGGCUCCCAAGACAUUCCGGCACUGGGGUCUGGGAGCCGGGCUGGAGAUGUUAGUGGGGGGCCCGGAGGAUGCUUCGAUACUGGCAGGCCAGGCCUAAGGGGUUCUGGGGAUCCCGGGGAAGGACCUGGGGCAGAAGGCCUAGUGAGCCGUCGGCUUCGGGCCUAUGCCAGGCGCUACUCCUGGGCUGGGAUGGGUAGGGUAAGAAGGGCAGCUCAGGGAGGCCCAGGUCCUGGAGGAGGGCCAGGGGUCCUGGGCAUCCAGCGUCCAGGCUUGUUUUUCCUACCAGACCUGCCUUCCACCCCCUUCGUGCCACGGGAUGCCCAGCGGCAUGACGUGGAGGUCCUGGAGAGCAGCUUUCCUGCCAUCUUGCGGGACUUUGGGACAGUGAGCUGGGACUUCUCAGGAAACAGCCCUCUGCCUCGGGGCUGGUCUCCACCUCUGGCCCCCGGGUGCUACCAGCUCCUGCUGUACCAAGCAGGCCGGUGCCAACCCAGCAACUGCCGCCGGUGCCCGGGAGCCUAUCGGGCACUGAGGGGUCUGAGGAGCUUCAUGAGCGCCAACAGCUUUGGCAAUGCCGGCUUCUCUGUUCUCAUGCCUGGGGCUCGGCUUGAGGGCCGCUGUGGACCCACCAACGCUCGAGUCAGAUGCCAUCUGGGCCUGAAGAUCCCCCUUGGCUGUGAGCUGGUGGUUGGUGGUGAGCCCCAGUGCUGGGCUGAGGGGCAUUGCCUCCUGGUGGAUGACUCCUUUCUGCACACAGUGGCUCAUAACGGCUCCCCUGAAGAUGGGCCUCGAGUAGUCUUCAUUGUGGACCUCUGGCACCCCAAUGUGGCUGGGGCUGAGCGCCAGGCUCUUGACUUUGUCUUCGCACCAGACCCUUGAAGGAAAGUGUUCGCUCUGGAGGCCUGAGCUGGAGAGACACUGCCCUUGGACAGCUUGAGUAGUGGCCAGCACCUCUUCUCCACUUGAGGGGAUGAAAGCAGAGUGGGGCUUACCCAACCAGCGCUGAAAUACAAACUCUGAAUCCUCUCAA